Molecule: messenger RNA, 3042 nt
Organism: Anguilla rostrata (American eel)
Lineage: Eukaryota; Metazoa; Chordata; Actinopteri; Anguilliformes; Anguillidae
Product: golgin subfamily A member 6-like protein 6
Exons: 3
Coding region: 139-1461 (440 amino acids)
Source: RefSeq, a predicted model, not a curated record
ACAAGAGUCAAGUAAAUAUAAAACACACUCAUCGCGCUGACUACAUACAGACGAAUAUUUUUCAUAAAGACAUCCGCUGUCGGACAAGAGAAAGCUUCUGAUAAAAUCCAGUUGCUGGAGCAGAAAAAAUCAGAGGCCAUGGAGACUGAGGCAAGGAGAGAGAGGGAGCAACGCAAGAGUGAGAGGGAGAUGCUGGAGAAAGUUGUGCAGGUUCUUCAGGAACAGGGCCUCCUGAUGACCGGGGAGAGCCUGGAGGAUCUAAGAGGACUGAGGGAAGAGCUGAGGAGUGAAAGGCAGCGCAUGCAGCAGGAGAGGAACUGCAUGGAGCGGCUGAGGCUUGCAGAAAGACAGCAGUGGGAAGAGGAGAAGGCCUCCUGGCAGAGGGAGAUGAGAGAGUUCAGACAGCAGUGGGAAGAGGAGAAGGCCUCCUGGCAGAGGGAGUGCAUGCGAGUGCUGGAGAGCAUGGAGCAUGAGAGGAGGGCAUACAGGAGGGAGUUGGCACAGCAACAACGAAACCUGGAAGUGUGGAGGCAGUGGGAGGAGUGCCAAUUAAGAGAACAGGUAGAGCGGUUUCAGCAGUCUGAAAUGUGGAGGAGAGAGCGUGAGGAGGAACAGUGCAGAGCAGAGAUGUACGAAUUGCAUCAGCGGUGGGAAGAGCAGCACCACAGAAUACAGGCCUCGAUGUCUGAGCUGCAUGAAGACUGGAGGAACUUUGAGGAGCUGAACCACAGAGAACGGGAGUACGUGUUAGAGCUCUUUGAAGGGCUGAGGAGAGAAUGGGUCACCUGGGCAGAACAGAGAAUGCAGGAGAGAAACAUUCUGGAGGAGGAACGAGAAACCAGGGAACAUGACCUGAGGAAAGAGAGGGAGCAGUGGAGGAAGCAGAGGGAAUUCAUGGAGUUUGCAUAUGAGCGCAUGGAACUCCAACAUGAGAUGGAAAUAGAAAGGUUGGAAGUGGAGAUAAGGGAACUGAGAUCACUUAUCUUACACAUAACUGAGGUGAAAACUGAGAGAGAGAGCACUGAGGAGACGUACGAGCCGGUCACCCAGGCCACGGGAGAGACAACUGCGGUUCUGAUAGAGGAGGGGAUCAGUGAGAGAGAAAUGGAGAACGAGCGGAACCUCGUCACAGUGGGGAUAGAAAGCAGUGAGAGGGAGAGCAAGAAAGAGGAGAAAGAAAGCCAGAAACACAAGAAGAAAAAGAGUUUUUGGUCACUGUUUCACUGUAGAAAGCGAGUCACCACAAAAAAAGAGUGCAAAGAGGAGACAGUUGGACAAAGUGCUCUGAACUUGAGGAAAGUGGGAAAAUUGACAAGUCACAUACUAGCUGGGGAGAGCAGCAGGGAGACUGAGAAGAAGACAGAGGGAGAGGCCAAUGUCAGUAAGACUGAAACAGAGCAAGAACAAAAACAGAACAAGAAGACAAAAGGUUUCUGGUCUGCCUGGCGUGGGAAAAAAUAAGAUGGAAGAUAUAAGAAAAGGGCCCAGAUGGUGCUGCAGCAGAAUCACCUCUGGCUGGAGGCUACAGCAGGCCAGGCUUGGACUGAAACAACACAGGGUGACGGAUUCCAGGACCGACCUGUACAGGCCCCUCAGAGUCACGUGGUGGUGAGGCAGUCACAGUGAGCAAACUUGGAAGGUUGGUAAAAGGUCAGCUGGGAUGGAGAACAAGGUAAAGAAACAGGCAAAGUAUUGAAAUGACCAAACUGGAAGAACUAUGGUGGCUCUCUCAUUUAUGUAAGGAAUGAACAUCAUGCGAUUUCUGCACCAAAGCAAGCAUCAUAGCAGCAACAUCUAAAAGAUUAGAGAUUUUGAUGAGAGUGAAUGCUUGCAAUAAGCUGUUUUGCGAAAGUGAGUCAAACAGCACAAGUGAGCAGCUAUCCCAAAGAAUUAUUGUGGGAAAUUUAAUUCAUGUUUUUUACAGGUUGUGUUGUGGGUACACUGAUGGCUAUAUGUAUAUUAGCUGUAGUGACAGAGCAUGGCAGCUUUAGGGGGCCCCAGUUAUUUUAGGAAAUCGCUGUGACUGGACGCUGCACAUCUGUUUUCACGUGUUGCACUUUGUUAUAGAAACCUUGCUUAUUGACCACAGCAAAUGUGCAGCGAGGCUGAUAGGCUUAUAUCACAAGUACAAUUGAAAAAGGUGAAAAAGAAGAACCCUGCCAAGAACACCUUUGGUGGUGGGUGAGGUGAGUUCCCCUUCAUCAUUGUAAAGCACUUUGAGCAUUCGGAAGUGUGCUAUAUAAAUGCAAUGAAUGAAUUAAUGGUAAAUAGUAAAUUGACUGCAUUUAUAUAGCACUUUUAUCCAAAGCGCUUUACAAUUGAUGCCUCUCAUUCACCCAUUGACUCACACACUCACACGCCAAUGAUGAAAGGCUGCCAUGCAAGGUACCAAUCAGCUCAUUGGGAGCAAUUAGGGGUUAGGUGUCUUGCUCAGGGACACAUUGACACACCCAGGGCGGGGGAUCGAACCGGCAACCCUCCGACAGCCAGACAACCCUCGGACUUGCCUCCUGAGCUAUGUCGCCCCUGAAAAAGAAGUCCAUGGACCAAAACACGACUGGUGAUAGUCUUGUUACAGUGGUUCAUGGUUUAAUUUGACUCAUUUGCCUCUGCAGCUGAGGUUCUGCCAGCCAGAGGGAAAUAUGUGCAGGGUUCCGACAUCUUUUGACUGUCAGGCUCAUGAUGCUGAUAGCAUCUGCUAAUCUGCUACUGGUGUGCAAGAAAAAAAUGAUAGAAUUCAACAUGAUGGACUGCCUCUUUGAUGUCAUACUUCAAGAGGUAAGAUGUGGAUGCUGAGUUAUUGCUGACUGAUAUUGGUUACAUGACAAACAAUAACAGUGAUGUGUAAAGGGGACUAGUGACUUGUGUUUUCUGUUUUAAAGGUCAUCAUCAGGAUCUUGGAAAAAAAUGAGGGCUUCAGCUGCUAUUGGGCAGAAUUUGCCAUGGCCAGUGGAUUUCACCAUUAAAACCUGAAUAAAUUUGAUUGUCUUGAUUGUAUUUAUUUUGGGUGUUUCAUUAAAGAAAAAUCUAUUGGAAUAAGUG